AUGAUCCCAUGUUCACCCAUUUCACCAUCUGUUGUCAUCACCAUUGAUGCACUCAAGCUAUAUCGUAUUGCUCAUUUUCGAAGCCCUCACUUUUCCAUGCAGGCAUUCAGCAAGACACUUUGCAAUCUACAUGGGGUCGAGUAUCAUCGCUACCUUUCACGCCAACUCACAAUCACCUUGGACGUUUACAUGCUAAUUCGCAGUUCUGUAGAUUCUCUGGUAGCUGAGGCCCUCAACCGGGAUUCUCUGGAUUGGCGGCUCAAACACGCCUGUCCCCUGUGUACCUAUACUCUCAAGGACGAGGUACCUCUCAUAUUCACUCUGCUAUUCACUAUGGAUGGCAACGACUCCCUCAAGCAUAUCCUUCGUCGAACUCUUGGCAUAGAUGAGAACGAUAGCGGGGAGUCAUCUGAACUUCCCACCACGCAGCACGUCCGAGGGGAUCAUUAUCUCUCGUGUGACUAUGUUAAUCAGUGGAGCAAAGUAGGCAUUGAGGACUCAGAGGUUACGCUUGAUUCAGACUCGUUGGGAAACCCUUGCACGGAACAGUGGAACAACAUGGACGAGGAGAAGACGAAGAGGGCAUGGGGGAUAUAUGAUGAAACAGGGAUCUUCACUGCGGUGUGCCGACAUGGAUUUAGCCUCUUAAUUAUUGAUAUGGUUCAGAGUGGGGAGUUUGCAAAAUACCCACUAGCUGUCAUUGCGAAGUUGAUGGACGUCUUUGGUGACGGCCUUGGCAGUGGAUAUGACAUUGGGUGUCAGUUCAAGACAACACUGAAUAACAGUCCUUUAGGUCCCCACGCGCGCUUGGGACUUGAAGACUUGGAAAUGUGCGAGCGCACAUUCUCAAAAUCGAAUUCUUUGGCACCUACGACGUGUUACUCGAGUAUUUUCCACCGUCAGCAGGCUAUCACAAGCUACUUCGAGUACAACGAUGAUUAUGAGGUAUAUGCAAAUCUAUCCGAUUUUUUGUACAACAACUACAAACAAACUCUCAACAUUAUAGCCGACAGUCGCAUCACACUCCCAAAAUUAAUGCACAAUCUCAAUAUCACUCAUGAUCUCCGCCCCAAACCCGAGCAUGAGACGUUGCAAAUGGAGUAUUGGCAAAAGCUUGUCAAUCUAGUUGCAAGCAAGGAGGAUCUUGAUGCUACAAGCUCAGUAUGGGCUGUGGCCACACCCGCAAGCCUUGCAUCCGACGAAAAGGAUCCGGACUGGCAAAACACAGGGCGUCUAGUCACCAAUCAAAAGUACCAACACGCACUCGACAUGUUGGAAGGUUUGGUCGUUGCGUGCAUAUUUGAACUGACAAAGAUGAACAGGUCUGGGACCGGAUAUAAAUUGCGAAAGCAUAUCGCAAAGGCUUUGCAAGCAUGCUCUGCUGCCAUCAAGACUGCCCUCGACAGGUUCAAUAUAGCAGCACGUGCAUUGUCCCCCCCUCACCGAAUGCUCAAAUGGGAGGAGGUAGUCGAGUAUGCCUUUCUUGCCAACUUCGACCUUCUUCAUGACUCGCAUGAUGAUGUCUCACACCGUCCCUGGGCAAUGCCAUCAGUACGUCAAGCAACCAACUUAUAUUUCAAGACGUGCCGUACAAGAGAAGAAAUCACGCAGCUGAACAUUGAAGUGCGACGUCUAGCUACAUACUUGCGUGAUGAGGAGCAUUACCUCCGUGAGUGUCAACGUCAGGCAGAAGCUUCGCAUCUAGUCCUUGCACACCAGAUCAAUCUCUGGCGCCAAGUUCGCAGUCGGUUCAACUCACACCAUCUUCAGCGUCUGCAGGACAUAGCCAACCUCCCAUAA
Molecule: messenger RNA, 1800 nt
Organism: Suillus fuscotomentosus
Lineage: Eukaryota; Fungi; Basidiomycota; Agaricomycetes; Boletales; Suillaceae
Exons: 10
Coding region: 1-1800 (599 amino acids)
Source: RefSeq, a predicted model, not a curated record